AUGUCGACACCAGCAAUGAAGGCUGAGGCUGCCAUCCCGGACCUUGACAGCGACUACAGCGGAGUACCAAGUCGAUUGGCUCAAAUAGCUGUGGCUACCAGGUCACGGCUAGAUUCCCAACGAACCGUCCGGGAAAGCACGUCGCGAAAAACCAUUUCAUUGCCUCCGGGAAUGGACAAGGAGCAAUUUGAGAAUGCCAUCAAGGAAUUGAAAGCCUCACUCGGCAGUGAUAAUGUUGAGGUCAAUGAAAAACCACUUGUUGAUGGCUGGUAUAUGCAGCAUCCGAACACCCAUGAUGCAUUCCACAUCGCCGACCAGGAUGACUUAACUUCAAGCGCGGCAGUGUAUCCUUCAGGUACGGCUGAGGUUCAGGUGAUAGUCCGCUGGGCGAAUAAGCAUAAAAUCCCAAUUUAUCCAAUUAGUAUGGGAAGGAAUCUAGGAUACGGCGGUGCUGCUUGCCGAGUGAAAGGUUCCGUCGUGGUCGACCUCGGAAGGAGAAUGAACAAAAUCUUGAAUAUCGACGCCGACAAUGCGUCAUGUCUUGUCGAACCCGGUGUCUCAUACUUCGCACUUUACGAAGAGAUCCAGAAACGGAAGCUACCCUUGUGGAUAGAUUGUCCAGAUCUGGGAGGGGGUAGUGUCCUCGGUAAUGCUAUCGAUCGCGGAGUUGGAUAUACCCCCUAUGGAGACCAUUUUGCCAACCACUGUGGAAUGGAACUCGUUCUUCCAACUGGAGAACUUCUCCGAACAGGAAUGGGAGCAAUGCCAGGGAAAGAUGGGACUGACAAUCCAACUUGGCAAUCUUUCCAGGCAGCUUACGGGCCAUAUGUCGACGGAAUUUUCAGCCAGAGCAAUUACGGCAUUGUCACCCAAAUGGGAUUUUGGUUGAUGCCCGAAACUGGCCACCAGUCCUAUAUGGUCACAUUCAAGCAUGAAGAAGAUUUCGAGCACAUCGUUGAGGCAAUUCGGCCCCUGGCUCAGAAGAGGAUAUUGGGCAACGUACCGCAGUUACGACACGUCAUCCAAGAACUGGCGGUAACAGGCAAACCGCGAUCCUUCUGGUACAACGGAAAGGGGAAAAUGCCGAGAGAAGUGAUCAGAGAAGCUGCAUCGAAGUUGCCAUGCGGUGACAUCUCUUGGGUGUUCUAUGGAACACAAUAUGGAGACCAAGCUUCCAUUGAUUCGCAAUUGAGGAUCAUCAAAUCAGCAUUUGGCAAGAUCGAAGGCUCCAAAUUCCUGCUACCAUCCGACCUUCCACCGGAGCACUACCUUCAUUCACGGGUCCAAGUAUGCAGUGGAGUACCAGUUCUCCGAGAGCUAGACUGGCUGAACUGGAGGCCAAAUGCAGCCCAUCUAUUCUUCUCUCCCAUCACUCCGACCAAGGGUAAAGAUGCCAAGGAGAUACACAGUGUCAUCUCUGAGCUACAUGAAAAAUGGGGGUUCGACGUCCUACCAACGAUCUGCAUAGCGGCGCGAGAAGGCCAUUACAUUUCCAACAUCGUCUAUGACCGCUCAGACGCGGACGAGAAACGUCGUGCAACUGGGCUGAUGCGAGAAAUGAUCAACGAGGCUAGGAAGCUGGGAUUCGGCGAGUAUCGGACACAUCUAUUGUUUGCAGACCAGGUGGCUGAGUCCUAUAGCUGGAACAACGGUGCGCUGCGAAAGUUCAACGAGACCAUCAAAGAUGCGUUGGAUCCCAACAGCAUAUUGGCACCAGGGAGAAACGGCAUCUGGGGCCAGAAAUUCAGGUGUAAAGGAUGGGAGAUUCUGGAGGGCGAUAAGAGAGAUAUGCUGAGAGACGGAGUGUCACCUAAACUUUAG
This is a messenger RNA of Exophiala aquamarina CBS 119918, 1821 nucleotides long. RefSeq lists its product as uncharacterized. Gene Ontology annotation, cellular component: mitochondrion. The coding region runs from base 1 to 1821 and encodes 606 amino acids. The record is from RefSeq and is a predicted model, not a curated record. The transcript has 4 exons. Gene Ontology annotation, biological process: lactate catabolic process. Gene Ontology annotation, molecular function: D-lactate dehydrogenase (cytochrome) activity; D-lactate dehydrogenase (NAD+) activity; FAD binding. NCBI's taxonomy places the organism in Eukaryota, Fungi, Ascomycota, Eurotiomycetes, Chaetothyriales, Herpotrichiellaceae.